Messenger RNA from Trachymyrmex cornetzi, 526 nucleotides. RefSeq names its product putative nuclease HARBI1. The transcript has 2 exons. The annotation marks the transcript as partial. The record is from RefSeq and is a predicted model, not a curated record. Lineage: Eukaryota; Metazoa; Arthropoda; Insecta; Hymenoptera; Formicidae.
AUCUGUAGGAGAAAAAUUUGAUCUCGGGAAAUCAUCUCUUCAUGAUUCUUUUAAAAGAAUUGUAAAUGCAAUCAAUAACUUAGCAGAUUCUUUAAUAGCAUGGCCAACACAAGAUGAAAUGAACGAUUUGAAACAUAAAUUUUUGCAAAUUGGUCCUUUACCGGAUGUGAUUGGAGCAAUUGAUGGUACACAUAUUCCUAUAAAAGCACCAAAGGAUAAUUCGUGUUAUUAUAUAACUAGGAAAAAGGAAUAUGCUAUCACAUUACAAGCUGUUUAUGAUACGAAUCUUGUAUUUAGAAAUUGUUUCGUGGGAUUUGCUGGAUCUGUUCAUGAUAAAAGAAUAUUUGUAAGGUCUGAUUUAUGGACAGAAGUGGGACGCAAUAAAAGAAAUUUUUUCCCUCAUAAUGAAUAUAUACUUGGAGAUAAAGCAUAUCCAGUUCUGUCAUGGUGUAUACCACCUUACAUUGAUCGUGGAAAUUUAACACCGGUUAGUUUAGGUUCACAACCUUGUUUUAAGAGACCGUAA